Molecule: messenger RNA, 555 nt
Organism: Caenorhabditis briggsae
Lineage: Eukaryota; Metazoa; Nematoda; Chromadorea; Rhabditida; Rhabditidae
Exons: 3
Coding region: 1-555 (184 amino acids)
Source: RefSeq, a predicted model, not a curated record
AUGUGGAAUUUCUCAAAUUCCUCUAUAACUGCCAUUCUGAUACUGUCAUGUAUAUUGGUAAUGGUUCAGUGUUCUCAAGAUGAAGGAGAAACGUUGAUGAGAUCCAAACGAUCCUAUUAUGGAGGAUAUGAUAUGUAUGGUGGUUCUUGUUGCAGUGACGAUUUCUGGUAUGCCGGAAGGAUUAUUGGGAUCAUUGUUGGCAUUCUGCUGUUGCUUUGCUGUUGCUGCCUUCCGUGUGUUUGUAUUGCUGGAAUUUGGUUCGCUGGAUGUUUAGUCUCCUCUCCAAUCAUCACCAACCAAUCUCCACCUGCUCCUAUCCCAAUUUCUUCUUCUUCCUAUCCAUCCGAUAAUAUUUCUGGUAAUGCUAAUUAUAAUCCUGUCAUCCGCCAACAACGUCAAAUCCACGUGGAUUCCUCACCUAGAGAUUCUGAAAUUUCCCGUGUCAUGGUACCUGGCGAUCAGGUGAUCUAUUCGGCCGAAGACCGCUACUACACCUCUUCCACAGCUCCGGCUGGAGCUCAUCGACCUGAUGCUUAUAAUGUUUCUCGCUACUAG